This is a messenger RNA of Cylas formicarius (sweet potato weevil), 1494 nucleotides long. RefSeq lists its product as uncharacterized. The record is from RefSeq and is a predicted model, not a curated record. The transcript has 3 exons. Gene Ontology annotation, cellular component: membrane. NCBI's taxonomy places the organism in Eukaryota, Metazoa, Arthropoda, Insecta, Coleoptera, Brentidae. The coding region runs from base 370 to 1236 and encodes 288 amino acids. Gene Ontology annotation, biological process: sensory perception of taste.
CUUGUAUUCAGUUAUAGCAUAUUUUCCCUUGGGCAUGGUCGCCUAGCCAAUGCAAAUAAAUGCAAAAUAUAAGAAGGACCACAACAUAUCAAAAUCUAUGGGAUUAUUUUUUUUUAACUUCGAGUAUAAUUAAAUUUCGUUUAAGCUAUAGAAGUAUUGUGAACAUGGGGACAUUUAAAAAUAUUGCUAAUGUAGCGAUCUUAUCAAUUUGUCGUAAAUAAUUAAGCAAUGCAACAAUACAGUGUCAAAUUAAUUUGAAAUUACGACUCCAGGAUGUAUUAGUUCAGCCGGUUAUUUUACUAAUCGCCGUUGCUUAUCUGGCGACUGUGAAGUGAAAUCGUUACUUCGCAGAGGCAAUUUUAUAGAAAAAUGAAGUCUGAUACUCCAGAAAUUGAAAAAGUUACUCAAGAAUACGAAGUUUUCCUUAUUUUGUCGAAGCAAGGCAGGAUCAUGCUUUUCGCUCCGUUAAAUAUCGAUAAAUUAAUGUAUCUUAAAAUCUUAAGUCCGUUUCUAGCCGUAAUUACUUUUGUGAUAACCGCCGAAUCUUUUCGUGCGAGAUUGCCGAUUUUGAAGACGUUCCCGACAUCCGUCGCAGUUAUGGACAUUUGGUACUCAAUACUGAGCUGGGUGUUUGUUUCCUCCUGCUUAUGGAACUCGGCAUUUAAAGUAAAGAGUUGGAAACAGCUAUUUGACUACUUAAAAACGGUUGAAAAAUUGACCAACAAAUACAUGGAGCACAAGAAAAACAAAAGCAAAGCACCUUUGUGGUUAAAAUAUUUACUAAUAAACUUGAUGUUCGUGAUCAUUCACGGUGCCCACAAUUAUCUCUGGAUCGCGUAUAAAAAAUAUGCCUUAAUAUCGUCGUACUUAUUUUUUCGGGUGGCUCAAUACUAUAUGACGACGGUUUCUGUAUUCUUCUGCCACAUUUUGCUCUUCGUGAGUGUAAAAUACGAUCAGCUAAACCGAUACUUGCGGUACCAUUUUUCCAGAAGAAUAAUUGUGGUUCGUCACAGUUUAAGCGAAUUGAAAUACGUGAUGGAGAUUUGCGAAAUACUUUCGAAAAUUGUCAAGAACGUGAACAUAGUUUUCGGGCUGCAGCUUUUCAUUUUGUACGCGUCAGCUAUAUGUUUUCUUAUACACUCCAUCAGUUUCGCCAUCGUAACAAAAUUGAAUGCGUUCUAUGUGUUGGGUAGCAGCGUAACUUACGUGAUAUUUUUUAUAGUAAGUAUAAAAUAAAUACCUUCGAUCAAAACACUUGUCACGACACAAUUGCACCAAUGCACGUCGGCUAAUGGAGGAUGUGAUAUGGACCACACUCAAGACUGUUCUCGAGCUCCGUACUUGUCGUUUGUUCUUUUAACUCCAUAAUUUUAGCACGUGUUAUUUUAGUUGGUUAUAAACCGGCGGCGUAUUUUAUGACCGAAAUCUCUCAUUCCCGCAUUGAAAAUAAUUACUUUUUUUAGAUCAACAUUUACGGAUUAACAUAUUAUUGUG